Messenger RNA from Rhea pennata, 7884 nucleotides. It is a transcript of the gene EBF1, whose product is annotated as EBF transcription factor 1. Gene Ontology annotation, biological process: regulation of transcription by RNA polymerase II. The coding region runs from base 739 to 2553 and encodes 604 amino acids. The record is from RefSeq and is a predicted model, not a curated record. The transcript is spliced from 16 exons. Gene Ontology annotation, molecular function: RNA polymerase II cis-regulatory region sequence-specific DNA binding; DNA-binding transcription factor activity, RNA polymerase II-specific. Lineage: Eukaryota; Metazoa; Chordata; Aves; Rheiformes; Rheidae.
UCAAAGUGGCUCCCAUAGGGAGAGACGGCGAGUCCGCCCCGGCGCUGGCGAGAGGGAGGGAGGGGGCGCGGGCAGAGCGAGCCCCGGGGUCUGCGGCCGCCCGUCCGCCCUCCCUGCCCGGCGUGUGCCCGGCUGCGGCUGCGGCUGCUCGCUUCCUGCGCCGCUGACGGAGGGAGGAGAGAGCGCUUCGGCUGGGAGAGAAGAAAAGAAAGAGGGAGAAAAGAAAGAAAGAGGGAAGGGGGGGGAAACUUGCCUCUCUUGUCACUGGAAAAUGACACUUGAUGUAGCAGAGCCUGCCGCAGCUCCCGUUCAUCCUAUUGUUUCUUAAACUGCCAUCAGAGAUUUUUUUUUUUUUUUUUUUUUUUUUUUUUGCCUGCUGCCAUCCAAGAGGAGAGGUGUCUUCAUACAAAAGGGACUUCAAGUACUCCUCCGGCUUGUGAGCACUACAGCAGCCCCCCGCCAGCCCCUGCGCGCACCCAAACAAACUGCACACGCAGCAGCCAGCGGCAACAAACCCGGGCUCUGAUUGCCUCUGGAUUUUUUUUUUCUUUUCUUUUCUAUUUUUAAAUGUGCGUGCCUCUGUUUGCUCUCUCUGACUUGCUUUGAUUCCAGAGAUCAGCUGCAGAGAGAGACAGAAAGAAAGAGAAAAAAAAUACAUUUAACAGUCCGCCGGGCGAUUUUAUCACUAUUUUUUUUUCUUGAGUAAAGAAGGAAGAUUUGCGCUGUUGUUUCUGAUUCAUGUUUGGGAUUCAGGAAAGCAUCCAGCGGAGUGGGAGCAGCAUGAAGGAAGAGCCCCUCGGCGCGGGGAUGAACGCGGUGCGGACGUGGAUGCAGGGAGCCGGCGUCCUGGACGCCAGCACGGCCGCUCAGAGCGGAGUGGGUCUGGCCCGGGCUCACUUCGAGAAACAGCCUCCUUCCAACCUGAGGAAGUCCAACUUUUUCCACUUCGUCCUGGCUCUGUACGACCGGCAGGGGCAGCCCGUGGAGAUCGAGCGCACCGCCUUCGUGGGCUUCGUGGAGAAGGAGAAGGAAGCCAACAGCGAAAAGACCAACAACGGGAUCCACUACCGCCUGCAGCUGCUCUACAGCAAUGGGAUCAGGACGGAGCAGGAUUUUUACGUCCGCCUCAUCGACUCCAUGACCAAGCAGGCAAUAGUAUAUGAAGGCCAAGACAAGAACCCAGAAAUGUGCCGAGUUCUGCUCACGCAUGAGAUAAUGUGCAGCCGCUGUUGUGACAAGAAAAGCUGUGGCAACAGAAAUGAGACUCCAUCAGAUCCAGUGAUAAUUGACAGGUUCUUCUUGAAAUUUUUUCUCAAAUGUAACCAAAAUUGCCUAAAAAAUGCAGGAAACCCGCGAGACAUGCGCCGAUUUCAGGUUGUGGUGUCUACAACAGUCAAUGUCGAUGGCCACGUGUUGGCAGUGUCGGACAAUAUGUUUGUACACAACAAUUCCAAGCAUGGGCGGAGAGCUCGAAGACUCGAUCCCUCGGAAGGUACGCCUUCUUAUCUGGAACAUGCAGCUACACCAUGUAUCAAAGCCAUCAGUCCAAGUGAAGGAUGGACUACAGGAGGUGCCACUGUCAUCAUCAUAGGAGACAAUUUCUUUGAUGGGUUACAGGUCAUAUUCGGCACCAUGCUGGUUUGGAGUGAGCUGAUUACUCCUCAUGCCAUCCGAGUGCAGACGCCUCCUCGACAUAUCCCCGGCGUUGUAGAAGUCACAUUGUCCUACAAGUCUAAGCAGUUCUGCAAGGGAACGCCUGGAAGAUUCAUUUACACAGCUCUGAACGAACCCACCAUUGACUAUGGUUUCCAAAGGUUACAGAAGGUUAUCCCCCGGCACCCUGGUGACCCCGAACGCUUGCCAAAGGAAGUAAUACUUAAGAGGGCUGCUGAUUUAGUAGAAGCACUCUAUGGUAUGCCACAUAAUAACCAGGAAAUAAUCCUGAAAAGAGCAGCAGACAUCGCAGAAGCCCUCUACAGCGUUCCCCGCAACCACAACCAGCUCCCCGCCCUUGCUAACACGUCAGUCCAUGCGGGAAUGAUGGGAGUGAAUUCCUUUAGCGGUCAACUAGCUGUCAAUGUUUCCGAAGCCUCGCAGGCCACCAAUCAGGGUUUUACUCGCAACUCAAGCAGCGUGUCACCUCAUGGGUAUGUGCCAAGCACCACCCCUCAGCAGACAAAUUAUAACUCUGUCACAACAAGCAUGAAUGGCUAUGGGAAUGCUGGAAUGUCAAAUUUAGGCGGUUCUCCAACCUUCCUGAAUGGAUCUGCUGCCAAUUCUCCCUAUGCCAUUGUGCCAUCAAGUCCAACAAUGGCCUCCUCCACUAGCCUCCCCUCAAACUGUAGCAGUUCCUCUGGGAUUUUCUCCUUCUCACCAGCCAACAUGGUCUCAGCGGUGAAACAGAAGAGUGCUUUUGCGCCUGUUGUGAGACCACAAACUUCUCCUCCUCCCACCUGCACCAGCACCAACGGCAAUAGCCUGCAAGACCAGUCUUUUGUGGACUCUAGCAAGUACUCCACUGCAGGGUCUCUCCAGGGGCUGGCCUUCUCCUGAAGUACGUCACUCGAUCUUCCCUUCCUUUUUUUCCUUUGUCAUAGUACACUUGUGCAGAAAUCCUACUGAGAGCAAACAGACUGUCAGAGAGCUUGCCACAAGCCUUUGCCUUUAAUAAAUGGAAGACACAUUACAAACUAACAGCAGCUUUUUCCAGUUUAACUUGUACCGGGGCAAACAUUAGUUUGCACUGAUUAAUGUACCUGUGUGCCAAUUAAUUCCCUAAGUGGUGCUGUGUCUCUUUGAAAGCCUCUUCAGCUGUUAGUAGUAUGGGGCUGCCCCUUUCCACUGUCCCUUCCCUUCUCAUUACAAGUAUUCCAGUAUUAGCACCUAAAUACAUUUUGAAAUGUUGAUGCAAGCUGAGGGAGUGACAGGAAAAAAAAAAAAAAAAAAAAAAGCUCGUCAGACUGAGGAUGCUGCAAGGACCAGUGCUGCCUGUUUCAUUUUUUGGGUCAGCCUGUUUUACACCACGGUGCCUAAACCUUCCUGUAUAAUUACCUCACUACACAUUAGCGUGCUGAGAGAGAUGUUUUCAUGCUCACUUAGACGGAGGAGUUUUCAUAAGCAGAUGCAGCCAGCUGCCUCCAACUGUGCCAGAGGUGGGAAAGAUUUUGUGGUAUGCACUGUGCUUCCCCCAGACCUGAGGUCUAUUUUCCUUUCCAUGUGCCUGUGCAAAUUACCCAGAGAGCACCAAGCAGAGAAUAAAAGUCAUUUGUUGCUAAAGCCGUAUUCAGAACGAGCUGUUCUGCACGGGGGGAGGGCACCGCUCCCCAGGCUCCACGUGUCACUCCCCGGCCUCUGAAAAGAGCGACGCCAGGCUCGCGAUCGUAACGCUGAUAGCACCAUUACCGCCAAAAAAUCUAUAUGCAGGCAGAGUGGAACAAAUUCAUUCAUAAAAGCUUGGCUCUAUUGUGACUAAAGAGAAGCGUUGUCCUCAGGGCAUUUUACACCGGUAAAUUGGGAGGAGGAAUCCUUGCAGAUGAGCACACAAACAUACACACGCAGAAAAACUGCGGAAGAACUAGGAGGGUGCAAGUCGAAGAACAUGGUUGCCUUCAGUCAGAACUUCCUCAUGAAUACAGAUUUCUGUUAGGAAUAAAGCACAACAAAGGUUCUCGACAAGCCAUGGUGUUUAGGAAAUACAUUUUUCACGUUUUGAAAGUUUGGCACUGCCAGUGUGCUGCUAAUGAUGUUCCUGGUGCCAGCUUAAAAUGUUUCACUUCUGAAUUAAAAAAAAAAAAAAAAAAAAAAAAAAGGAACUAAUAGUUGGCUGCUAGAAGCUUUUGAACAUGUUAAUGUUCCUUCUUCUUGUCACCUUGUCCCUGCCUGGUGUCUGGAUUAGAGAGAGAAAGCGAGUAACAGGAGAAGGCUUUUUAAAGCACUGUUUUUCAUUUCACAAGACGUGGAAUUCCCAGAUUCCACAUACUGUAUUAUGAAAAGCAAUUACAGAACGAGCUGAGAGUGCUGGACGCAACUGGGGAUUACUGAUUGCCUCCUCAUUAUGUCACAUCCAGAUCGGUAAUGCCCAGAAACCACACAGAUCUGAGUAUUUCCGCUAAUUUUUAUUUAGCAAUUCAGUUUUCAUAAUAGGAGUGAGACACUGAGAGAGAGACGGUUCAUUUCUAGGUCACUGCUGAACUUCUUGGUAAGUUAAAGACACACAGCCUUUAGCCCUGUGCCUUCUGACAUUACCCAAGGCUGGUAAUAAUCACUCAGAAAUGCACUGCCUGUUGUGUCUUAUUGCUUAAAUAAACAACCGUGUGUAAGGAGGCUGUCUUAUCUCUCUUGGGCUUCUGGAUACAUCAGAAAGCAAUCAAGCUUUCCUUACAUAGCCUAGAUAUCAGCAGAACUCACUGAAACAACAGCCAUCCUUAUCUAUUGUUCUCUUUGCCAUGCAAUUUUGUAAAACUCAAAAUACAUUAUUUCUGUUAUUUGCUAGCCGCAAAUGCAAAUUAGUAUAUGAUGGGGAAAGUAAUGCCCAUUGGCGGGAGUUCUUCCUCUUGCUGCCCUCUCUUUUUGGAGAUGUUGUGAUCUCAUACCUACACUGUUUCCCACUGAUAGCUCUGUUUUCAGGAUCAAUAACAUGCUACAGCUGAGAGGAUUUACAUGACUAGAUGUAGCACUUACGGAAUAAAAGUGGAGUGAUAUAAAUGAAGACUUGGAAAGAAUGGAAGUAUCAAGGCUUUUAGGCAGAAGAGAUAUCAUUUUGCCAUUUGCUUUGUCAUUUAAUUCAGAAUAUCAGAGCUCUUCAAAAACAUUAAUGCCUUGAAAAACGGAGCAAAGAUCUACGGCUGUAUCAUUUGUUUUCGGUGGCAAAAGGUGCAUGGUUGAUAUGGGACUAUGGGGAAAUGUCUAAGGAUCGUGAAGUGAGGAUUUGCAAUUAUGCCAGCUUCAUUUGAGGGUUUGUGCAGGUUAGACAGCUGUGCUGUCCCAUGAGAGAGCCCAUUCUUGGUGGCUUUUUGGUGAAACUGAUUUUUUUAAUGAAUCUCUUAACUUGAGAAGGUUUUUUUGAGGAAAAAUAUUUUAACAUUUUCUGAAGAAUAUGUCAUUUUCUAAGACAAAAUAACUUCUAGUUUUAAAUUUUGCCUAAAUUUAGAACUUAGAAAGGGAUGAAAAGGACAAAAAAAUGUUGAAGUAGUACUCACAAAGAAUUAAUUAUCCGUCUGACCCUGCUCAUUUGCACUCAGCACAUACAGGAGGAGUGUACCCAUCCCCAGCUCUUUCGUUGCUUGCUCACCUGAGCAGUAGAGAGGGAAGCACUCUUCUCAGUAGUGCUCUUCUCUGUGCUGUAACGUGUGAUGUCGCAGCACUGUGGUUGCCACGUCUGUAUUCUUCUAAAGAACUGCCGUCCAUAAAUCUCCGAGGGCAUUACUAAUAAGGAUAAAUAUUAUUAUCCUCGGGUAAGAAACAGAAGCAACUCAAAUUACUCAGUGUAAUACAAUGAGCUUGAACUAAGCUAGAACCUGUGUCUUAGCUCCUUGCUUUCAGUUAGUGAAAAUUACAGUCUCACCUUUAGCUGAGGGUGACUGCCUCACAGGAGGCCAAGAGGACGAUUGAGAUCUGGUCGACUGACUCCCUCCCUGUCAGGGCCCAUUUUAUUAACCCAUUUAUAGGUGCUUCUUUGAGGAAGCACAGAAAAGGAUGGAGGGAGAGACGUGUGUGAGUUACACUGCUGAAAGCGCUGCUGGAAAGUCAUCGGAAUACCAUGGCACACAGCACGGGAAGCCCGAGAGCAGAGCAGAGAGCAGCUGAAGACCGUAGCAGUGAGUGCAGCAGGGAUACUGUGCCAGCACUUCUUGGCUUAGGAUUUGCCACUCUUUUACUCACAUUUACCAAGGUGGACAGCCUGACUGUGAGCACUCAGGACUUGGUAUUUGAAAUAAUCUUGAAAUAUAAUCCUAUGGGAAGUAUUUUUUUUUGUUUUGUUUUGUUUUAAAUAAGCUUGCUGCUAUUUAAUCCGCUGUUUACAAAAUUGACAAGUAUUAAAAAAAAAGCAAUACCAAUGUCAGCCUAUGAUUUGAGAUGAAGGAGAUGAUGGCCACGUUGUGGAGUUAAUAUGAAAGUGAAACCUCAGAUUAUCUCUGGUGGAGCUAAGAAGCACCACGUUGGGAAGUGCUACAGCAAGGAAUACUCACAUUUUGCUAGCAGCUAAGAGACAGUGGCAACUUCUCUAUUACUCAUUUGAGUGCCUUCCUGUAAGGCUUAAAGCAAGGUGACUAGCCUCCCUAUUCCUUUUAUCCUCAUUCCUACCUCCUUGAAGAGCCCUUAGAUGGAGUGAAAACAACCAGUACAGUGAUUUCACAGUAAAAAAAAAAAAAAAAAAUAAAGCUUCUGGAUGAUAAAUUCCAAGAAUUGAAAUGCUGCUGUGUAGUUGCAACAUGUCACCUCUGAAGAUGGCCUGUUGCAAACAUGUGGAUGUGUUUAAAUUCUCUCUUUCUCUGGUUUUAUUUCAUUUAAUCAGUGCAGUUUACUCGAGCUGUUUUCCCCUUGCUGAUUAGAGUUGUAAUUCUUGCACAUAUGGUGGUGUUUGUGGAGAAAACAUUUCCCUCCUCUCCCCCUCCAACCCCAAAUCUGUGAGUCUUUUACUUUGGCUCUGUUCUUAUCAAAUAAUUGCAGCUGUAAUUAAAGCACAAUGAAUCAGCACCAGUCACAGGGUUGAGUUCUUCCUUAAGAAAUUACAUGUCCAGAUGUCUGAGAUGGCAGGCAGUUCUGGCAUUUAAAUAAAGUGCCCAUGAAGUGCCGCCAACCUGAAGGCAAAUCUGUUUUCUACCUUUUUUUGCAAAUAACUGUACAACUGGUGUUUUAAAGAUGCAUUGUUGUUACAGCUUUCAUCAUAAACUUACAUGACUACCUCCUGUAGUGAUGUGCUUGCUCACAGUCCAUCAUUCGGGCACUUGGUACGUGUGAUCUGUACAGAGCUCCUGAUAGACAGAGGGAGACCAAGCUGGAGGUCGAGCUAGGUGGAAGACUGUACCUGUUGACUUUUAAUGAAUGUCUCUUCUUUAAGAGAGAUGGCGAUUCCCCAGAAAAUGAGGAUAGGAGGUAUAAUAAAGAAAUACUGAUGAUUCAACUUAGCCAACAGAGAGGACAUUCUAAGUCAUCAUUAACAUAGCACUGAAUUAAUGUACAUGGGGAAGUCUUUUACAAACAUGAUAAAAGCAUGAGAUGCUGGUCUGCUGAACCCUCAGAUAAGGACAGAUUUCCACUGUAACUUGGAGCAAUGGACUUGAGGGCUUAAGACCUUUUCAGGCCCCCUCAAAAUGCAUGCACAGAUUCCCAAGGUUGAAUACUGAACUUACAAGAGAAAACUGGGCUAAGAAAAUGAUCCACUGUCAGUGUGUAUGCUGUGACAAACACAUUAUGGUAUCUGCAAUACUGGUGGCUUAUGAGACUCUAGCCAUGCACUCAUAGGUGGAGCAAAAAACUACUUUUCUUUUAAAAAAGUAGUAGAGUAUAUGACAAUGUCUGAUUCAAGUUUAAGCCUCCUGAUCACCUUUAGCAAUAGCCAGACUUUGAAUCUAAAACCCAGAAAAUUAAGUUACAAACAGAUUCUGCUGUCAGGUGAAGUGUAUUUAUUCUGGAAGAAAAUAACUAAUUUCAGCAAAGUCUCUCAUAAUUAAACCACUUUCAGAUCAGAAUCAGAUUUCCUGCGACUAAUGCAUACACAGUUGUGUCUGUGGGAUGAUACUUAAAUAUAAAUUCAGUUCACAGUACAGCUGAGUGCUAGUAAAUGUUUAAAAGAUCUGAGGAUUUUUUUUAGUGUUGCUUUAUAAUGCACAAAAGUAACUUACUUUUUUUUUUUUUUCCCCCUCUCUCCUUCUCCUCUCCUUG